AUGGCUCCCAUCGACGCUGGAUCCCUCAUUCUUGUCACAGGUGGAAACGGUUUCAUUGCCGCCCACUGUAUCGCCAAUCUCCUGCAAUCCGAUUAUCACGUUCGAGCGACUGUCCGAUCAACGGAAAAGGCAGAAGCAACCCGCAAUGCCCUGAGCACUGCAGGAGUGCAGCAUCUUGCCCGCCUCCAACUAGUCGUCGUCUCUGAUCCCACCAAUCUUGACGCUUUGGUUGGGGUGCUGGAAAAUUGCCAGGCUAUUCUACACCUCGCAUCGGCCUUUAGCUAUGAUGCCGCCCCUGGUGAAUUUGAAGAGAAAUUGAUGCUCCCUGCUCUCAAGGGGACUCAGGUCAUUUGUGAGGCUGCUCAACGGUGUCCGACUGUCCGGCGGGUGGUCAUUAUGUCUAGUUUCGCUAGUGUCUAUGAUGCCAGCUUGGGACUGCAGCCUGGACGAGUCUAUACGGAGAAAGACUGGUGUCCGUUGACGUAUGAAGAUGGUGUUAAUGCAUCGGCUGUUCCCAUCGCAUACCGUGCCUCGAAAGUCGUCGCUGAGCGUGCAGCUUGGGACUUUGUGAAUAGAAACUCCGUCAACUAUCAGCUGAUAACACUUUGCCCAGGCAUGGUAUUCGGCAAGAUGAUACACCCGAUCUCGUCACUGUCUCAGCUCAAUGCCAGCAAUCAGAUUGUGUGGCAGGUCCUGAAUGCCGGCAGGAAUGGUGAAUUACCCCAUACAAAGGCCCCAGUCUGGAUUGACGUUGAAGAUCUUGCGGAAACUAGUCGCAAGAUAUUGAUCUUCCCAGCUACAGGACAUGAGCGUUUCCUGGUCACACAGUCAUCGUAUGACACACAGGAAAUUGCAGAUAUUAUCCGCACGGAGUUGCCCGAAAGACACAGAGUGCCCAAUGGACAGCCUGGAAAGCGAAGUGCGGAUACUCAUUACUCGUGUGAUUCUUCCAAGACAAAAACAAUGCUUGGCGUCAAGUUUCGGGGGCUGAAAGAGAGCAUUGUUCCUUUGGCGCAUCAGUUAUAUGAUAUGAAUUAG
Penicillium pulvis is the source of this 1038-nucleotide messenger RNA. RefSeq lists its product as uncharacterized. The transcript has 3 exons. Gene Ontology annotation, molecular function: oxidoreductase activity, acting on the CH-OH group of donors, NAD or NADP as acceptor. The record is from RefSeq and is a predicted model, not a curated record. Bases 1 to 1038 code for a protein of 345 amino acids. Lineage: Eukaryota; Fungi; Ascomycota; Eurotiomycetes; Eurotiales; Aspergillaceae.